Messenger RNA from Sphenostylis stenocarpa, 1422 nucleotides. The record is from the annotation of a GenBank genome assembly. Lineage: Eukaryota; Viridiplantae; Streptophyta; Magnoliopsida; Fabales; Fabaceae.
AUGAAAGCUCAGGGAAACGACAACUGUGUUGAAAAGGUACCACAUCGAACCAUACCCGACACGUGGAUCAUCUACCACCGAAAAGGUAAAAGGAUGAAGCACAUGCGAGUGAACAAAGGAGAGGGUAAGGUUAUCAAAUUGCAGCUUCUCCUUGGAAAAGAAGAUUUACUUUGGGAGAGCAAGGACAGUGACAGGUCUCGUGGCGGUGUUGUAAAAAAAAAAAUGGCAGCUCUGGUCAUUGCUGCAACAUGUGAGAAACUGGCUGAAACUGAUUGGAUGAAAAAUAUUGAAAUCUGUGAAUUAGUCGCUCAUGAUCAACGGCAGGCUAGAGAUGUCGUUAAAGCUAUAAAAAAGAGGCUGGGUUACAAGAACCCUAACAUUCAACUUUAUGCAGUAGCAUUGCUAGAAAUGUUGAUGAACAAUAUUGGAGAUCAUGUUCACCAGCAGGUGAUUGAUACAGGAAUUAUCCCUAUUCUUGUAAAAAUUGUGAAGAAAAAAUCAGAUUUGCCUGUAAGGGAGCGGAUAUUUCUGCUACUAGAUGCCACACAAACAUCCCUUGGUGGUGCUUCUGGAAAGUUUCCACAGUAUUAUAACGCGUAUUAUGAUUUGGUGAGUGCUGGGGUGCAGUUUCCUCAAAGGAAUCAAGUAACCCAAUCAAAUUGUCCUCGUUCACAACUUAAUGGGAUUAACAAUGUACCAUACGCAGAGCAGGACCCUCCUAGACAUCAGCCAGCAGAGUCACAAACUGUUACUGAAUCUAGCAUUAUUCAAAAGGCUAGUAAUGCGUUAGAAGUUUUAAAAGAAGUCCUUGAUGCUAUUAAUACCCAACACCCUCAGGCUGCAAAAGAUGAAUUCACUCUUGACCUUGUUGAACAGUGUUCAUUUCAGAAGCAAAGGGUAAUGCAUCUUGUGAUGACUUCUUGUGAUGAGAGGAUAGUUUCUCAAGCAAUUGAAUUAAACGAGCAACUCCAGAAAGUUCUUACAAGACAUGAUGGACUUCUUUCGGGCAGAGCCAUGACAAUAGCCAAUCACUUGGACUGUGAAGAAGAAGAGGAGGAAGAAGAACCAGAACAGUUAUUCCGGAGAUUACGCAAAGGAAAGGCUUGUGCAAGGCCUGAAGAUGAAGAAAGUGAACCUGAGUUGUCUCACUUUGGUUUGGUUGAAGAGAGACUCAACCGUCCCUUAAUAAGACCUCUAUCUUUGGAGCCAUCAUCAAGAGAAGCUAAUACUUGUCCUGCACCUGCUGUGAUUCCUCCUCACAUGGCAAUUCCACCACCACCUUCAAAACACAUUGAGAGGGAAAGAUAUUUCCAGGAAAAUAAAAAGGAUGGUGCUACUUUGGCUGGCCACUUGAGAGGCCUUUCCUUGCAUAGUCACAAUGGCAGCAGCUCUCACAGUGGAAGCUUUGAUUUUAGUGAUUGA